AACCCUAGACACAGCAGCACUUCGCGACCGAGAAGACGGUCUUGUUUGCUGCUUAAUAUCUAGCCAUGGCGGGGGUGGAAACAGAGGUUCCUACUGGGCAGCCAAAGAAGAGAACGUUCAAGAAGUUCAGUUUCAGAGGUGUUGAUUUGGAUGCUCUAUUGGACAUGUCCACUGACGAGCUCGUCAAGCUCUUUCAUGCGCGAGCUCGCAGAAGGUUUCAACGAGGUUUGAAGCGGAAGCCAAUGGCUCUGAUCAAGAAACUGCGAAAGGCUAAAAGGGAAGCCCCACCAGGUGAGAAACCAGAGCCUGUAAGGACUCAUCUACGUAACAUGAUAAUUGUUCCGGAGAUGAUUGGGAGUAUCAUCGGUGUUUACAAUGGCAAGACUUUUAAUCAAGCUGAAAUCAAGCCUGAGAUGAUCGGGCAUUAUCUAGCUGAAUUUUCUAUCUCCUACAAGCCUGUCAAGCAUGGAAGGCCUGGUAUUGGUGCUACCCACUCGUCUCGGUUCAUUCCUCUCAAGUAAAAGCUGUGUUUUUCACUGGGUAAUGUACGGGAGUUAUUUUUCCUGUCGUUGACUGGAUUUUGAUUAGUUUUCUUUCAUUGCAAAUGUCUCGAUAUAUUUAAUUCCGGCGGAGAAAAUAGCUGUAUGGGAGUUCUUUUAAUUUGUUGUCUUCAACCGGAUUUUGAUUAGUUUUCUUCCUUUUCAAAUGUCAUGACAGUAUCUAAUGCCUGAGAUCCUGAACAGAAUAGUUUUCCUAAAUUGAAAGCCCUGCUAGUUUUCAUCAAA
Carica papaya (papaya) is the source of this 785-nucleotide messenger RNA. RefSeq names its product small ribosomal subunit protein uS19-like. Gene Ontology annotation, cellular component: cytosolic small ribosomal subunit; ribosome. The record is from RefSeq and is a predicted model, not a curated record. Lineage: Eukaryota; Viridiplantae; Streptophyta; Magnoliopsida; Brassicales; Caricaceae. Gene Ontology annotation, molecular function: RNA binding; structural constituent of ribosome. Gene Ontology annotation, biological process: translation; ribosomal small subunit assembly.